GUAUUUGGCACAGGACGUUUGCAGUAUGGACUUGCUGUAAUCUUGGUAUUCUCAAAACACAGAGUCAUCUUUUAAUAAUAAGUAUAUUUGAAACGGCAAACACUUCUUUAAAUACAACAGUCAUCGUAAAAUCCACUUUAUUUUUGAGUGUUACCGACUUCAGCCUUAAGGCAUAAAACCUUUCGCAAUAUAGCGGUUUUGUUUGCAAAUAAAAAUCAUAUUUUCAAUUCUGCAAUCAGUCAUAAGAAAUCAUUUAAGAACAUUAUAUCGCUGUAAAAAAUACACUUCUAAGUUGUCAUUAAUUUCUUAUUUCAUUUCCAAUGUAUUUUUCAAUAUAUCUGGCGCUCCUAACAUGGCACACUUACCUCAUAAUGCCAUCAACAUAUGCCUCUGAUGUUAACAAGAAAAUAAAAUGUCUCUAUAAAGAUACUGUAAAUUUAACCAAUUAUCAGCAUUACGAAAAUGGUUCAUAUUUAUAUGAGGGCAUUUUAAUACCACCCGAAAGACAGCAUUUCUAUAAUUUUGAAAUAACAGGAUCAUUUCCCUUAAAAGUAGCAGUUCCAGUUCAUAUGAGAGCUUGCGUUUGCGAUAUGAAGCCCUGUCUGAAAUUAUGUUGCGAAAAGGAUGAGUUUUUAUCCGAUAUGGGUAAAUGUGAAAAGAUGACGCGGGAUAUGAGAGUUAGUUGGAAACUACCAAUUUUACUAGAUAAUGGCCAAAUAAUACAUAUAAAUAUAUUGGAACAUUUUACCCCACAAGUGGGUGUGAUUUGCGAGGAACAUGUGGCACUUGUUAAAGAUACAAAUUUAUGGAGUUUGCGAGAGAAUGGCAUUAUAAAUGUAUCACAAAUGCCACCAAUCCCCACUUAUGGAUAUUGCCUAACACCGCAUUUAAGCGGUGAAACUUCGAAAACUGUUUUAAGUCCAUACGCAUGUCGUCUAUUACCAACUUGGAGAAAAUUGCUAAAUCUGUAUGCCUCUCUAAUAUCGGUAACACUUUUAACACCCACAAUACUGAUAUACGCACUGAUAAAAGAAUUAAGGGACACUUUGAGUGGAAAACUAUUGAUUUGCUAUUUGGUGUCGUUGGCAACAAUGAUUGGACUUGUGGCGUUUAUAAAAGUAUCAUUUAUAAAUUUCAAUCGUACACAGUGCCAUAUUUUGGUAUUCGAUGAAACUGAAAUCGCUUUGAAUUAUUGUUACUCACCACUACAGUUAGAGAAGGAUUCUACUGAAUAUUCACUAACACCAUUCGUUUGUUUCGCACCGAACAUACUAUCUUGGAAAAUUUAUCUAAGUUUCUUUGCGCCCGUUAUAUCAAUGUUAUUUUUAUUACCUACACUAUUAGUAUACAUAGUGUUAAAAGAAUUAAGGCAACACAUGAGUGGCCAACUAAUGAUUUGUUAUGUAUUGUCUCAGAUUAUAUCAAAUGCCAUUAUCUCGUUUAUAAAUAUCUCGAAUAUAAGUUUCGGUUUUCUAUCAUGCUUUAUAAUGGGUUAUACUGCAUACUUCUUCUAUUUAUCUUUAUAUUUAUGGCUGAGUGUUUUGUGUUAUGACAUUUCGAAAUCUUUUAAUAAUAUUAAUGCUGAAUUGAAUUUAAGAAAAAAUCGCAAGAAAUUUAUUAUAUAUUCAUUGUAUGUCUGGCUAAGUGCUGGUCUAGCAACUGCAAUUGGCAUUUUAUUAGAACUAUUGCCGAAUGUGGAUGAAGCGUAUAAGACCGGCAUUGGUUUGGAAAUGUGUUUUAUAAAUUCUGAAAAAUCGUCUGCCAUAUUUUAUUUGUAUGGACCAUCACUCAUAAUUUUACUCUUCAAUUUAGUAAUAUUUAUACGUUUGAUAGCAAUGAUUUACAAAACAAGGCGAGAUGCAGCGAGACUGGUGCGAAACAGAAAUAUAUAUAAACAAAAUGCACUUGUGAUUUUGCGUUUGUCCCUCAUAUUGGGCAUUCCUUGGAUAUUCGAGAUUCUUUCAGUCUGGAAUAGAAUUGAAUUUUUGUUUGUAAUUGCGGAUUUCAUCAUAGCUAUUCAAGGAUUUUUGACAUUUGUAUUAUUUGUCAUGAGACCAAAAGUUUGGUUUUUAAUAAAAAAUAGAUUUGAAAAAAGCGAUCAACUUUCUGUGGGAAAUCUUGAAAAUUAAAUUUGGAGUCAACAUACUUAUAUGGAAAUACUUUACGCAAAUUUUUCUUUUAAAGUCUUAAAAAAUUAAUAACACAAUUUAAAUGUAUUAACAUUUAAAAUAUAACUAUUUACCAUCAUAAUAAAUUUUGAAGCAGAUUUUAUCUUCCGUUUUUACUCUAAAA
Messenger RNA from Lucilia cuprina (Australian sheep blowfly), 2292 nucleotides. Its product is annotated as G-protein coupled receptor Mth2-like. Lineage: Eukaryota; Metazoa; Arthropoda; Insecta; Diptera; Calliphoridae. The transcript is spliced from 9 exons. Gene Ontology annotation, molecular function: G protein-coupled receptor activity. Gene Ontology annotation, cellular component: membrane. Bases 321 to 2129 code for a protein of 602 amino acids. The record is from RefSeq and is a predicted model, not a curated record. Gene Ontology annotation, biological process: G protein-coupled receptor signaling pathway; cell surface receptor signaling pathway.